Carassius gibelio (silver crucian carp) is the source of this 7553-nucleotide messenger RNA. Its product is annotated as protein furry homolog. Gene Ontology annotation, cellular component: site of polarized growth; cell cortex. Lineage: Eukaryota; Metazoa; Chordata; Actinopteri; Cypriniformes; Cyprinidae. Gene Ontology annotation, biological process: cell morphogenesis; neuron projection development. The record is from RefSeq and is a predicted model, not a curated record.
AGAGAGCAUAAGCACUCAAUCCUCUCUGAUUUACUCAUUUAAGUUCAUGUACCUGGUACAGAGGAAAGAGUAGCAAAACACACAAAAGAAGAGCCAGGCAGAACUUAGAGGAGCUUCUCUGGAGAUCUGCAUCCAUGCUAAUCCGUAGCAGGUGAAAGCGGUCCCUCUCUUUGUCAUCUGUGUCGGAUAUGUCCGUGGAGGAUGUCAGCAGUACCGGAGUUGUGGUGGACCCUUGUGAAACCCAGAGCCAGGAUGGGAUUGUUUUGGUCCAGAUGGCUAGUCUCUCCAUGCAUAUGUUUGCUCCAGCGGACUUUAAAGGGAAGUUCAGGAAGAUCCAGCCAAAGAAAAGACCCACUAUCUUCCAAGAAGCAUCCCCCGUAGGAAAGCGCCCCAUCCCCCAAGUGAGCAGCACUCUAGGCGAGAGGAAAGGUCCCGUUUGCACUAUGCCAGUUACCGUGGACCCUGAGAGCAAACCGGGCGAGUAUGUCCUCAAAAGCCUGUUUGCCAACUUCACCACCGUGUCUGAACGCAAAAUACGCAUCAUCAUGGCAGAACCACUGGAAAAGCCCCUCACCAAAUCUCUACAAAGAGGAGAAGACCCACAGUUCGAUCAGCUGAUCAGCACUAUGAGCUCACUUGCUGAGUAUUGUCUUCCUUCCAUCUUGAGGACGCUAUUUGACUGGUAUAAAAGACAGAACGGCUUGGAAGACGAGUCCCACGAGUAUCGCCCACGUGCAAACACCAAGUCUAAAAAUGACGAACAGCAGAAAGAUUAUCUAAUGGAAAGGAGGGACUUAGCAAUAGACUUCAUAUUCUCACUGGUGCUUAUUGAGGUUUUAAAACAGAUCCCUCUCCACCCUCUUCUGGAUGGCCUCAUUCAGGAAGUCAUUAACCUGGCCUUCAAACACUUCAAGUACAAAGAGGGGUACCUUGGGCCCAAUACAACCAACAUGCACAUAGUGGCUGAUCUGUAUGCAGAGGUUGUCGGUGUCGUGGCCCAGUCCAGGUUUCCUGCAGUGAGGAAGAAGUUCAUCUCAGAGUUGAAGGAGCUAAGGCAGAAAGAACAGAGCCCGCAUGUGGUCCAGAGCACCAUCAGCCUCAUUAUGGGGGUCAAGUUCUUUCGCAUUAAAAUGUACCCAGUGGAAGAUUUUGAAGCGUCUUUCCAGUUUAUGCAGGAGUGUGCUCAGUAUUUCUUGGAGGUGAAAGAUAAGGACAUUAAACACUCUCUGGCUGGACUCUUUGUAGAGGUACUCGUCCCUGUAGCCGCAACUGUAAAGAAUGAGGUGAAUGUGCCCUGUUUGAGAAACUUUGUGGAAACCCUCUACGACACAACGUUAGACCUGUCGUCCAGGAAGAAACACUCUCUGGCUCUGUAUCCAUUGGUAACGUGUCUGCUGUGUGUGAGCCAGAAGCAGAUCUUUCUAAACAGAUGGCACAUCUUCCUCAACAACUGCCUGUCCAACCUGAAAAACAAAGACCAUAAAAUGGCCCGGGUGGCACUUGAAUCUCUCUAUCGGCUGCUGUGGGUCUACAUGAUCCGAAUCAAAUGUGAAAGCAACACUGCAACACAAAGCCGCCUUACCUCAAUCAUAUCUACACUGUUCCCUAAGGGUUCCCGGAGCGUCGUUCCUCGAGACAUGCCGCUCAACAUCUUUGUCAAGAUAAUUCAAUUCAUUGGCCAGGAAAGGCUGGAUUUUGCAAUGAAAGAAAUAAUAUGUGAUCUGCUGAGUGUUGGGAAAUCAGCCAAAGCUUUUAGUUUAAAUCCAGAGAGGAUGAACAUUGCUCUGAGAGCAUUCCUCGUCAUAGCCGAUAACCUGCAGCAGAAAGAUGGUGAACCCCCCAUGCCGAACACAGGGGCCACUUUGCCUUCUGGGAACACGCUGAAGAAGAAAAAAACCUACCUCAGCAAAACUCUAACUGAGGAGGAAGCAAAACUUAUAGGUAUGGCACUGUAUUAUUCCCAGGUCAGGAAAGCCAUUGAUAACAUCCUGAGGCACUUGGACAAGGAGGUCGGCCGCUGCAUGAUGCUCACCAAUGCCCAGAUGCUUAACAAGGAACCUGAGGACAUGAUCACCGGUGAGAGAAAACCAAAAAUUGACUUGUUCCGGACGUGUGUUGCGGCCAUUCCCCGAAUCUUGCCAGAUGGCCUGUCCAAAAUUGAGCUCAUUGAUCUCUUGGCCAGGCUGACGGUCCACAUGGAUGAUGAACUCAGACUCAUUGCCCAGAAUUCCCUGCAGAGUCUGCUGCUGGACUUCUCCGACUGGCGAGAAGAUGUGCUGUUCGGGUACACUAACUUCCUGCUGCGUGAAGUGCAGGACACACAGCAAGGCCUGCAGGAUUCGUCUGUUAAACUGCUGCUGCAUUUCCUAACUCAGUGGAGGCUGGCGAUACAGGCGCCUGGAAAACGUUCUGCGGAGAGCAGCGGGAGCUCCAGACUGCCGCCUGAGCGCAGUCCUCACUCCACGGUGCUGCACGCUGUGGAGGGUCUGGCCCUGCUGCUGCUGUGCUCCUGCCAAACCAGUACCCGCAAACUGGCUGUGUCUGUCCUCCGAGAGAUACGCUGCCUGUUUACAGCCAUCGGACAAGCCGAGGAUGACGAUAAAUCCAUGAUCGAGGUUAUGGACCAACUGGCCCCCAGCGUGCUGGAGAGUUUCGUCCAUGUGGCUGUCUCCGACUCUGCCACCCUGCCCAUGAGUCAUCACGUGGACCUGCAGUGGCUGGUAGAGUGGAAUGCCCGCCUGGUUAACAGCCACUAUGACGUAAAGAGCCCAUCUCACGUGUGGAUCUUUGCCCAGUCUGUGAAGGACCCCUGGGUGCUCUGCCUGUAUAGCUUUCUUAGGCCGGAGCACCUGCCUAAGCACUGCUCCACGGCACUCAGCUAUGCCUGGCCUUACGCCUUCACACGCCUACAGCUGCUUAUGCCGCUUGUUGACCCAAACAUUCCCGUUUAUGCCAAAAAGACCAGCACGCCUGGAUCAGCCGAUGGCUACGUGAUGUUGUGGAGGAAUUACCUGAUAUUGUGCCUUGGUGUUGCCAAACCUAGUAUCAUGAGUCCAGGUCACCUGAGAGCCUCUACACCUGAAAUCAUGGCAACCACACCUGAUGGCAGUGUCACGUAUGACAACAAGGUGAUAGGCACACCAUCAGUGGCAUGGCUCCUGAAACAGCUGGUUCCUCUCAUGAGAUCGGAGAGUUUAGAGAUCACAGAGUCUCUCGUCCUAGGCUUUGGGCGAACAAAUUCCCUUGUGUUCAGGGAGCUGGUGGAAGAACUCCAUCCUCUAAUGAAAGAAGCUCUGGAGAGGAGGCCUGAGAAUAAGAAGCGUAGAGAGCGAAGAGAUCUGCUCCGGCUGCAGCUGCUGCGUAUCUUUGAGCUUCUUGCUGACUCAGGGGUCAUCAGUGACAGUACCAAUGGGGCAUUGGAACGAGAUUCCCUGGCUCUAGGAGCCCUUUUUCUCGAGUAUGUGGAUCUCACCCGGAUGCUCUUAGAAGCAGAGAAUGACAAAGAGCUGGACAUUUUGAAAGACAUGAGAGCUCAUUUCAGUGGAAUGGUGGCAAACCUCAUCCAGUGUGUUCCAGUCCACAACAGGCGGUUGUUGUUUCCCCAGCAGAGCUUGAGGCAUCACCUCUUCAUUCUCUUUAGCCAGUGGGCCGGACCCUUCAGUGUCAUGUUCACACCUCUGGACCGCUAUAGUGAUCGCAACCACCAGAUCACACGCUACCAGUACUGUGCUUUGAAGGCUAUGUCAGCGGUAUUAUGUUGUGGCCCUGUGUUCGAUAACGUGGGCCUUUCUUCAGACGGAUACCUCUACAAAUGGCUGGACAAUAUAUUAGCCUGCCAUGAUAUCCGGGUGCAUCGGCUGGGCUGUGAGGUUGUUAUCCUGCUCCUGGAACUGAACCCAGAUCAGGUGAAUCUUUUUAACUGGGCUGUGGAUCGCUGCUUCACUGGAUCAUACCAGCUCGCUUCAGGGUGCUUCAAAGCUAUUGCUACUGUGUGUGGUAGCAGGAAUUAUCCGUGUGACAUUGUAACCCUUUUGAAUCUGGUGUUGUUUAAGUCAUCUGACACAAGUAGAGAGAUUUACGAGAUAUCCAUGCAGCUCAUGCAGGUUCUGGAGUCCAAGUUGUCCGUAUACUCAAAAAGGACUGUGGGACAAAAAUCUGGAAAUAUCCUGUAUGGCACACAUGGUCCUUUACCACCACUAUACAGCGUUUCUCUUUUCCAGCUCUCAAACCAGCUGGCCUGCAUGUAUCCAGAACUCACCCUGCCUCUCUUCUCGGAGGUCAGCCAGAGGUUCCCCACCACUCACCCUAACGGCAGACAGAUCAUGCUGACCUACCUGCUGCCGUGGCUUAAUAACAUAGAGCUGGUGGAUACAGGACUGCUCCCCCCAACCUCCAGCCCAUGCACUCCAGAGGAGGAGACUCGUGGCCAGGCUGACAACCUAGGAAUCACCCACAGGCUCAAAGGCAACGGCUGGGGCUCUCUGCAGGCCACCUCACUGGUCCUAAACAACCUCAUGUUCAUGACUGCAAAGUAUGGAGAUGAAGUCCCAGGUCCUGAGAUGGAGAAUGCCUGGAAUGCUCUUGUGGCCAAUGACAGGUGGAGUAACAACCUGAGAAUAACGCUGCAGUUCCUCAUAAGCUUGUGCGGAGUCAGCAGUGACACUACACUGCUGCCAUAUAUUAAAAAAGUGGUGAUAUAUCUGUGUCGGAACAACACCAUUCAGACCAUGGAGGAGCUGCUCUUUGAGCUUCAGCAGACAGACCCAGUAAACCCAGUGGUCCUACACUGUGACAACCCACCAUUUUACCGUUUCGUUGCCAGUAACAAGACCUCUGUUGUGGCCUCAGGCACAACAUCUAGCAGUAAUACGGUAGUACCUGGACAAGAAAAUUUCCAGGAGACAGAUGAGGGAAAGAUCACUAGAGAGAAUGAAGAGAGGUUGAGCAGCAGAUCCCGGGCUCAUAACCGUCUGGAAUCACGCUACAGCAACAGCUCAGGAGGUUCUUACGAUGAAGAGAAAAAUGACCCUUUGCCUCCAUAUGCUGCCUGGUUGAUAAGUGUAUUGGAAAGUGACAGACCUCAGCCUCUUCCCAUGCCUGUGAACGGAGGCUGUUGGGCCCCUCUGGUGGACUACCUGCCUGAGACCAUCACCCCACGGGGACCCCUUCACAGGUGUAACAUAGCUGUGAUCUUCAUGACGGAGAUGGUUGUGGACCACAGUGUGAGAGAAGACUGGGCACUACACCUGCCACUGCUUCUUCAUGCUCUCUUCCUAGGUUUGGAUCAUUACCGGCCGGAGGUUUUUGAGCAUAGCAAGAGGUUACUCCUGCAUCUCCUCAUCGCCCUCUCUUGCAACAACAACUUCCAGGUCAUUGCCUCUGUCCUGUUACUAACCAGAGAGAUUGGUGACAACAAGACCCUCACCGUUAAAUCCAGCUACCAGCCUGAAUACCUCUACACAGGGGGGUUUGACUUCCUGCGGGAGUGGCAGGCAUCACCAGUGGCCGAUUCCGGACUUAGCUCGUCUUCCACCUCCUCUAGUGUGAGCCUGGGAGGAAGCAUCGGAAACCUGCCACAAAUCACAGCUGACCUGGAGGAACUAGACGAGUCCUCCAUAGAAUCAGAGGAGAAAACCAACAAGCUCAUUGAGUUCCUCACCACCAGUGCAUGGAGUACUGUCCUGUCCUUACUCAGGGCAUUCGGACCACUUUGGUGCCAUGAAGACAUCACGCCAAAGAACCCCAACUCUAAGAGUACCGAGCAGCUCACCAACUUUCUCCGGCAUGUGGUUUCUGUGUUCAAGGAGUCCAAAUCAGAUUUCCAUCUAGAGCAUCAGCUGAGCGACGUUGCUUUGCAGACGGCACUCUGCAGCUCCUCCCGCCAUUAUGCCGGGCGCUCGUUUCAGAUCUUCCGUGCCUUGAGACAACCACUCUCUGCCCAUGCUGUAUCUGACCUGCUCUCACGCCUUGUGGAGGUUGUGGGGGAACAUGGGGAUGAAGUACAGGGUUACGUAAUGGAGAUUUUACUCACUCUGGAGUCUGUUGUGGAUAAUUUAGCUGAAUGUCUGAACAACAGUGAACUUAUGGCAGCUUUGACGAGAGAUUCCUCUCCAGAGUUCCUGGUUAGCGGGAAGCUCAACCCAAACCGUAACAGCACAGGGCAGCUGAACCUGCAGCAAGAGGGUGGGACUAACGAGCGGAACAAGCACCAGCGCAGUUACUCCGUCCCCAAGAAGUUCGGCGAAAGUGGAGAAAACUCAUCCUCCAACCCUCCUCGCAGCGCCACGCUGGACCGCAUCCAAGCCUGUACCCAACAAGGUCUUGCCCGAUCAGCCCGCAGUACAUCCUCAAACUCUACCCGUGCAGACACAAGUGUCAUCACCGACCCCUCCCACUCCAGUCACCCCGCCAACCUGCUCGCCACCAUCUUCUGGGUGGCGGUGUCGCUCAUGGAGUCAGACUUUGAAUUCGAGUACCAGAUGUCAUUGAGGCUGGUACACAAACUGCUGGCACGGGUUCCAUUGGAUCUGCAGGAGAACAGGGAGAGACUAGAGAAACUCCAGGCCCAGCUGAGGUGGAGUGGCUUUUCCGGGCUGCAGCAGCUGCUCCUGAAGGGAUUCACUUCUCCAGCCACGAAUGAUCUUACGCUUCAGCUGUUCUGUCAGCUUACACCUGUUUCUCGAGUGCCAGUAGUCGACACAUCGCAGGCUAUAGGUUUUCCUCUGAAUGUGCUUUGCCUGCUGCCUCACUUGGUGCAACAUUUCGGUAGCCCUACGCAGUUUUGUAAAGAAAGUGCUGAGAGGAUUGCACAGGUGUGUCUGGAGGAGAAAGACAAGAACACUAAACUUUCUCACCUAGCGCAUGUAAUGACUCUGUAUAAGACUCGUUCUUACACCAGAGACCCCUUCUCGUGGGUUAAUGUAGUGUGCCGCUACCUGCAUGAGGCCUUUUCGGAUAUCAUACUCAAUCUGGUGACAUAUAUGGCUGAGUUGCUAGAUAAAGGAUUACCCAGCAUGCAACAGCCCCUACUGCAGAUCAUCUACAGUCUGCUGAGCCACAUGGAUUUGGCAGGAAUUCAGGUCAAACCUUUCAAUGUAGAGGUGCUAAAAACCAUUGAGAAAUUUGUACAGACGGUUCACUGGAAGGAAGCUCUGAACAUUUUGAAGCUGGUUGUUUCCCGUUCGGCCAGCCUAUCCCUGCCGUCCUACACCCAUGGUGACCUAGCCCACCUGGAGGUUAGCCGUAUGAUGUGGGAUGGCUCAUCUAAAGCCCUGCCAGGAAAGACACUGGAAUUCCAUUUUGACAUAUCUGAGACGCCUGUUAUUGGCCGCAGAUAUGAUGACCUGCAGGGAUCAGGAGGGAGAGAUGGGAAAGCCCGUGCGAUCGCAGUGACACGUAGCACGUCCUCCACCUCUUCAGGGUCCAAUUCAAACACCGUCUUGGUGCCAGUCAGCUGGAAACGGCCACAGUCAUCACAGAAGCGAACAAGAGAGAAGCUGGUGAAUGUUCUGUCACUCUGCGGACAGGAAGUUGGCCUCACAAAGAACCCAUCA